Messenger RNA from Paramormyrops kingsleyae, 2422 nucleotides. It is a transcript of the gene ints9, whose product is annotated as integrator complex subunit 9. Gene Ontology annotation, cellular component: integrator complex. Gene Ontology annotation, biological process: snRNA 3'-end processing. Lineage: Eukaryota; Metazoa; Chordata; Actinopteri; Osteoglossiformes; Mormyridae. The record is from RefSeq and is a predicted model, not a curated record.
ACAGAAACUACAAAUCCCAGCACCGCUGUAUAGGCCGAAAAUUGCACCGAAAUUAUGGUUUUACGACAGCAGAUCGAAAAGUAGAAACAGUCUGCUCGAUGACCUGAAUAUAUUCAUUUGGAAAUAUGAAAUUGUAUUGUUUAUCAGGCCACCCAACGUUGCCAUGCAAUGUCCUCAAAUUCAAAUCCACUACCAUCAUGCUGGACUGUGGCUUGGACAUGACAUCAGCCCUACACUUUCUCCCACUGCCCCUGGUACACAGCCCGAGAUUAUCCAAACUCCCUGGAUGGGUGUCUAAAGAUGGCACUAUUGCACUGGAAAAAGAGCUGAAGGAGUGUGCAGGCCGCGUGUUUGUGGACUCUCUGCCGGAGUUCUGUCUGCCAGAGAGAGAGCUGCUGGACUUGUCCACUAUUGAUGUCAUCCUGAUCUCCAACUACCACUGCAUGAUGGCCCUACCCUACAUCACAGAGCACCCUGGCUUCACUGGCACUGUAUAUGCCACGGAGCCCACCCUGCAGAUUGGCCGGCUGUUGAUGGAGGAGUUGGUCAACUUCAUGGAAAGAGUCCCCAAGGCACAGUCUGCCACCUGCUGGAAGAACAAAGAAAUACAAAGGCUUCUCCCCGGACCCCUGAAGGAGGCCGUGGAUGUUUGGACGUGGAAACGCUGCUACAGCCUGCAAGAGGUCAAUUCGGCCCUCAGCAAGGUGCAGCUGGUUGGCUACUCUCAGAAAGUGGAGUUGUUUGGUGCUGUGCAAGUCACGCCCCUCAGCUCAGGCUACUCAUUGGGCAGCUCUAACUGGAUCAUCCAAUCACAUUAUGAGAAGGUGGCCUAUGUCUCUGGCUCCUCCCUCCUUACGACACACCCCCAACCCAUGGACCAGAGCUCCCUGAAGAACAGCGACGUCCUCAUUCUGACUGGCCUCACCCAGAUCCCGACCGCCAACCCAGAUGGGAUGCUGGGAGAGUUCUGCAGCAAUCUGGCCAUGACGAUCCGCGCUGGGGGCAACGUGCUGAUCCCCUGCUACCCGUCGGGGGUGAUUUACGACCUGCUGGAGUGCCUGUACCAGUUCAUCGAUUCGGCCAACCUGGGCUCCACGCCGUUCUACUUCAUCUCGCCCGUGGCCAACAGCUCGCUGGAAUUCUCGCAGAUCUUCGCCGAGUGGCUCUGCCAAAACAAGCAAUCCAAGGUUUACCUUCCAGAGCCGCCGUUUCCUCAUGCAGAGCUGAUCCAGACCAACAAGCUGAAACACUACCCCAGCAUCCACGGCGACUUCAGCGCCGAGUUCCGUCAGCCCUGUGUGGUCUUCACAGGCCACCCGUCACUUCGCUUCGGAGACGCCGUGCACUUCGUGGAGCUCUGGGGCAAGUCCAGCCUGAACACCAUCAUCUUCACCGAGCCUGAUUUCUCCUACUUGGAUGCCUUAGCCCCCUACCAGCCGCUGGCCAUGAAGUGUGUGUACUGCCCCAUCGAUACCCGCCUCAAUUUCCACCAAGUGCCCAAGCUGCUGAAGGAGGUCCAGCCGCUGCACGUGGUAUGCCCUGAGCAGUACACCCAGCCCCCGCCUACGCAGGUCCACCGCUCUGACCUCAUGCUGGAGCUGCAGCUCCCGCCCAUGCCCUACCGCCGCUGCUCCGUGCUGGGGUUGCCCUUCCGCCGGCGGUACGAGCGCAUCCAGCUGCUGCCUGAGCUCGCCAAGUCCCUGGUGCCCUCGGAGAUUAAGCCUGGCAUCUCCGUGGCAACCGUCUCGGCCGUUCUGCAGUCCAAGGACAACAAGCAUGUGCUGCAGCCGGCCCCUAAACCUGCCCCAGCGCCGCCCAGCAAGAAGCGCAAGCGUGUGGUGGAGGAGUCCCCCGAGGUGCGAGCGCCCAAGCCACUGCUGAGCGGAGCGGUGCCGCUUGAGCCCUCCCUGGCCACACUGCACAAGCAUGGCAUCACGGAGGUGAAGGUGGAGGACACGCCCGAUGGGCACAUCCUGCACCUGCAGGCUGAGGACACGCUGAUCCAGCUGGAGGAGGACGGCACACACAUCGUGUGCGACAGCAACGAGUCACUGCGCAUCACCCUACGCGACCUGGUGCUGCGCUUCUUACAGAAGCUCUGAGGCCGGCCCCUGCCACAGAGCCCCACCCCUCCCAGAGCUCCACCCCUCCCAGAGCCCCGCCCACAGGUCAUCACAGACCUAUCAUUUCACACCAGUGAGGUUGAUGACCGUAAGGAUGGGCCUGAUGGAUCACUGCCAGUACACGUUCUGCCUUUUACUCAAGCUGUUUUCAAUUGUAAUUUCAUGCUGCGGGUGGGAACCUUAUUUUUAUAUCAUUGUAAAUGACUUUUAGGGAUUUUGUUUCCCUUUGUGUACAUUUGUCUGUUUUUGAGAACCAUGUUAGGAUUACUUCUAAAAUAAAUGUCUUGGUAUUUUGUAUA